Messenger RNA from Umbelopsis ramanniana AG, 3962 nucleotides. RefSeq lists its product as uncharacterized. Gene Ontology annotation, biological process: regulatory ncRNA-mediated heterochromatin formation. Gene Ontology annotation, molecular function: helicase activity. Bases 30 to 3893 code for a protein of 1287 amino acids. The transcript is spliced from 8 exons. Gene Ontology annotation, cellular component: nuclear RNA-directed RNA polymerase complex. Lineage: Eukaryota; Fungi; Mucoromycota; Umbelopsidomycetes; Umbelopsidales; Umbelopsidaceae. The record is from RefSeq and is a predicted model, not a curated record.
CAUUCCACCUUUACCCAAACACCUGUGGCAUGGCCAGCCGGAGACCGAAAGAUGCCAAACACAAUUGGAACCAGGAAAAUGUUGCCAACGGCUGGAAUACUCCCGAAGUUCUGAAUCUUAGUUUAGCUUCAUUGCAAGUCAAUGGCAGCACACAAAAGCCAUCGCCUAACCAGCACAUUCCAAAGCCUUCACCGCGAUCGUCAACAUCGGCAAGUCGGCAAUGGGAUUUUACAAAUAGUAACGACAGCUUGAAUGUUACCGACUGGAAAUCUCCAGUUGGCAUUACCAUAACUCAAGGCCGCGAAGAGAUCUUCCUUGCAACACAAAGCUCACCUAAGCCGGCGGCGGACGAGGCUACGUACGGCGGCGAAUGGGUAGACCUUGAUUGGCAACAGAAAGGCGUUAAGGGCAGCAAGAAACAUAAUCCAUUUGUACACUAUACCACUCCACACGAUACUCGAGCUUUCAAGCUACAGGUUACGGCCAACGAUGCUCCCUACUUUGUUGAGGUAGAAGUUGAUCAUGAAGCGUUUAGAGACCACCCCAUUGUUCCCAGCCGCGAAGAACUCCUCAAUCCUCCCGUUCAUCUUCUUAAACACAACACAAUGCCUUCCAAAGAACGUAGUAACAACACUGAUCGCGGUCAGAUUCCUGGAGUUCCCGUCAUGAGAGUCUUUGGCCCAUACGAUAAUGUAGAUCAAUAUGCGCAUACACAAUUUGAAUUAUUGCGCUAUGAUUGUCUCAUACCUUUACAAAUGGCCAUUACCAGUUACAAAACCAUUUGCAAUCCUCCCACUAUAACCGAUCAAACUGAAGCCGCUUCCUAUGCGCAAAGAUGCGAAUCCCUUCAGCGGAACUUUCGUGUUUACGAAAAUGUUCAACUGGAUAGUCUUGUGUUUGGAUUCCAUCAAGUUGUUUAUCGAAUCAGCUUUCGUUUACCCUAUGGUGUUUCGGUGAAUUGGGAAGCCUCCAAACGACUCAUUCCCGGCACACUUGUCUUGUUGUCCAAGGAUGGUUUUGAGAAGGACAUCAAAGUCGCUUGCGUAUCUCAUCGAGAAGUCAAACCGCUGACAGGAAGAAACCGAUUCGAAUUCCUUCUCGACAUCUCGGUAGAAAACGACAACGAUGCUGAUCCUUUGGGGUACGGUGAUCCGAAUGGAAACAGUACACCUCAUGUGAUGCUGGAAGCGACUAGUGGCUAUUUUGAAGCUUAUAAACACAUUAUGACUGUCUUACAGGAUGUGACAGUUUCGACCUUGCCGCUUGCAUCUCAUCUCAUCAAUUUGGAUAAGAAAAUUGGAAUUCCAAAGUAUGCUCAAUUGAAACGAUUCUAUGAUCUUUCUCUCGAACCCCCUACUGUGAAAGGAGAACCACCCAAGUUUCCUGUGGAUAUUACAAAACUCUUCCCACCCUAUCCGGAAAUGGGCUUGGAUGAAACACAAUAUCGAGCUUUACAACGGAUCUUAAGUCGAAAGGUGUCUAUCGUUCAAGGUCCACCUGGUACUGGUAAAACACAUGUCGGUCUGGCUGCCACUCUGAUUCUAUUGAAGAACUUUGAAAACGACAUUUCGCUUGGACCUAUUGUCUGUAUCUGUCAGACAAAUCAUGCCAUUGAUCAGUUUUUGGAACAUAUCCUCAAACACAAUCAAAAUAUAGUACGUGUUGGUGGUCGAAGCAAAUCAGAAGCCUUGACCAACCACACCCUGUAUGAGCUACGAAAAGCAGAAAGAGAGAUGGGUCUUUCACGUAUAUUUCGCAAGAGACACGAACUUCAAAAGAAAAUUAAUGACCUGCUAUUCGAAAUGUAUGAGGAACCAUGUGUUUCCAUAGACUUUAUCACUAAGGCACGACUCCUUUCACCGCAGCAAAUCGAUAGCUUAAGGCGGAUGACAGAUCCUAACCAGAUCAAGGAGAGGAAGAAACAUCCAGACGAUGACCUAGAUGACGAGUGGGUCAUCAAUUCUGACAUCCCAACUAAUUUCACUAAUAACCGUGGCAAAGAUAACCAAGAAGGCAGCCAUGCCAACAAGGAGCCUGUCGUGAACAAGAAACCUCCCAACCCUGUUGAACUGUGGCUUGGUGGAGCGGUCAGUACUGUCCAUCCAUUGCAAGCUUUACCUGGCUAUGAAGAAUUGGAUAUCGCCAAAGGAGAGUUUUUGGAGCAACAAAAGGGCCUGGUGAUUGAUAAAGAGGCUGAUGAAGAAGAUGCCAUGGAUGAAGAAGAAGUCAGAGAAAACAUCCAGAACUUCAAGGAUGAAAGCAACAGUAGCAAUAGAAAGGAUCCCUGCAUUGGCCUCAACCGCACUUACUGGUUUCAACCAUCCAAUCCAACCAAAGGGGCUUCCCCUGUGAACAAUGCUCCAGGUGCCAGCAACAGUCUUGCUGAACGUCGGGCUGUCAACUAUGAUUGGAAAGACAAUUCGGUGGGCCAACAGCGGAGAACAAAAUGGCAACUGAGCGACGACUGGAGUGUGUGGUGCCGAGGGUCCAAUGACCUUAGAGAAUGGCCCAUGGCAGUUCGACUCCAAGCGCACCGUGCUUGGAUGGAUUUGCGAAACAGAGAAAUUGUGAGAACCAUUCGAAGUAUCACGAAACAGUAUGGCGCUCUGUCUCGAGAUUUCAAAGCCAUACGGACAGCAACGGAUGCCAAAAUAUGCAGGCGAAAUCGCGUUAUCGGUAUGACCAGUACCGCUGCAGCUAAAUACCACCAUCUUUUAGAAGCGGUUAAACCACGUGUCAUUAUCUUUGAAGAAGCUGGUGAGAUGUUGGAGUCCCACAUUAUCAGCUCCAUCACUUCAUCUACACAGCAUAUCAUUCUCAUAGGAGAUCAGCAACAGCUCCGACCUAAUCCAUCGGUAUAUGCACUGGGUGAAUACCACAAUUUCAAUGUGUCGCUAUUCGAACGCUUAAUUGUCAAUGAUAUGCCAUUCACCAGACUAUCCCAUCAGCGUCGCAUGGCACCCAAGAUACGAAGUCUAGUCAACCCCAUCUACCGCAACCCUCCGUUGAUGGAUCACCCUUAUGUACAUACCUAUCGAUCCAUUCCUGGCAUGAUGCAAAACUUGUUCUUCUUAAUUCAUAAUGAGCCAGAGUCUCAUAUCUCGGAGUCUGCCUCAAAAUAUAAUGAACAUGAGGCUCAGAUGGCGGUACUGCUGACAUCGUAUUUGAUUAUGCAAGGCAUUCCACCCGAUAUGAUCACCAUCCUUACCAUGUACUCUGGUCAGCUACGUAAAUUGAGGGAAUGUCUUCGCAAGGAGCGGCGAAUGGGAGAAGAUACCAACCUUGUUCGAAUCAGCAGUGUCGAUGGAUUUCAAGGCGAAGAAAGUGAGGUGGUAAUUCUAAGUCUGGUGCGAAGUAACAGCAUGGGAGCCAUUGGAUUUCUUAAAGUCGUCAACCGAGUCUGUGUCGCAUUGUCCCGGGCGAAGAAGGGAAUGUACAUUAUAGGGAACGGAGCUAUGCUGUGUCAACGAAGUGAACUGUGGAACGAAAUCAUCGGGAAUCUGGAAGAUCAACACCCAGACUGUAUCGGCGAGCAGUUGAUGCUACGCUGUCAGCAACACCCGGAUCGAGUGACAUCGGUUCGAUAUCCUGUUGAUUUUAAAGAUGUUGAAGAAGGUGGAUGUGGGCAACCCUGCGAAAUCAUCCUGCCUUGCGGACAUAAGUGCCCCGCCAAAUGCCAUGUUUAUCCGCAUGAGGACAACGUCGUGUGUCGCCAACCCUGUCUCUUGACGCACCCAACGUGUGGCCAUGCCUGCCUACGUCAAUGCCGUGAACCAUGUGGAAAAUGCCUAUCUUUCGUGCGAGUGCGUAUGAAUUGCGGACACGAGAUGGAGAUAGCCUGCGGUGACACGACACCCGCCAAAUGCAACAAAUGCCUACCUUCUUCGUGGUAAAACUCAGAUGGAGGAGGAAAUUUUCAAAGAAGUCCCAAUUUAGCAAUUCAACCCUUUUUUGAUCAAAUU